Molecule: messenger RNA, 469 nt
Organism: Oppiella nova
Lineage: Eukaryota; Metazoa; Arthropoda; Arachnida; Sarcoptiformes; Oppiidae
Source: the annotation of a GenBank genome assembly
AUGUCUGCUUCUCAACGCUUCAGACAGGUGAUAAAGGUGGACCGGAAAUGUGCGUCCGACUACUACAAAGGAUGUCUCAUUCACCGCAAUAUCAAAGGCUUUAUGGUUCAGACGGGAGACCCCACGGGCACCGGGAAGGGCGGCGCCUCCAUAUGGGGCGACAAGUUUGACGACGAGAUCCACUCAGACCUCAGACAUACCGACAGAGGCCUCGUCUCGAUGGCCAACAACGGGCCCAACACUAAUGGAUCCCAAUUCUUCAUCACAUACUCCAAGCAAACACAUCUGGACCUCAAGUACACUAUCUUCGGAAAAGUCAUCGAUGGUAUGGACACAUUGGAUGAGUUGGAGAAACUGGCGGUCAAUCCGAAGAACUUUAGGCCACUUAAUGACACCCGUCUUAAUGAUGUGACCAUUCACGCCAACCCUAUCGCCAAAUAGGUGUCACUUUCCCGACAACAUAGCCAUC